Messenger RNA from Anguilla anguilla (European eel), 3009 nucleotides. RefSeq names its product grainyhead-like transcription factor 3 (gene grhl3). Bases 115 to 1950 code for a protein of 611 amino acids. Gene Ontology annotation, cellular component: nucleus. The transcript has 16 exons. Lineage: Eukaryota; Metazoa; Chordata; Actinopteri; Anguilliformes; Anguillidae. The record is from RefSeq and is a predicted model, not a curated record. Gene Ontology annotation, molecular function: DNA-binding transcription activator activity, RNA polymerase II-specific; RNA polymerase II cis-regulatory region sequence-specific DNA binding. Gene Ontology annotation, biological process: regulation of transcription by RNA polymerase II.
ACUCAAACCGUUCCUUUCCCCCCCUGGAGAAACCACUCUUUCCUUCUGCUGGACACACACUCAGGACUGACAGGGACCCAAAGGAACUUAUCUCUGGAGAUUCUGCAAGAAGUCAUGACCAAAGAGUUUGAAUCUCUGAUGGUUCUGCAAAACGAGAGCUACAACACGCAGCGUUUCUACGACAGCUACGCCAUGGACACCUGGAAGUCGUACGUCGACGGGUCCGUGACGGAGCCGGACCGGACCCGGGCCCGGCUGAGCAGCGAGGACGACGUCACCGCCAUCUCCCUGCUCUGCGACCCUUUCAAGACCCAGAAAGACCAGAAGAUGGUGGCCUGUGGCCGCAGCAGCAGCGUGUACAAGCCCCUGGAGAGGAGCCUGAGCACCACCCUGCCGGACCUGGCGGCCCUGGAGAGCCCCACCCACAUCAUGAAGCUGCUGUCCGAGAGCAUGUCCACCUCCCAGCCACAGGAGGCGCUGGACCUGAACAAGAAGCUGGCGCCCCUGUGCCCGCCCAAGCACGGCGCCCACCAGGACGACUUCAUCGUGCCCGGCGCCGAGGCCUACGACCGUCACACCAUCAACCACCUGUUCGACGUCAUCCUCUCCCCGCCCGCGCAGCAGAAGUGGGCGAGCGACACCGGCUACAUGGAGGCCAGGCCCGAGUCCCUGCCCUACAGUGACCCUCUCCUCGUCGAGCAGACCAGUCCGGUGUACUCGGACUCCUACACAAACUCCCCCCCGGACAGAUACAGGUACGCACCGCAGGACGUCCCGAACAGCACUGUUCACUGCGUGCCUACAUGGAACGACUUUCAGUUCAUCCUGGGCGCUCCACGAGCCUCGCAGCACAAGACCACCGAAAUGCCCAUGGUCUACCUGAACAAGGGCCAGUUCUACCCCAUCACCCUGCAGGGCAUGGGGGCCGACAGCGCCGCCGGACUCUCCUCCAGCAAAGUCAAGACGGUGAUCAUGGCAGUGUUCGAGAACGACAAGAACGCCGAGGUCCAGCUCAAGUGCUGGAACCACUGGCACGCCCGGCAGCCCACCAUCAAGCAGAGGGUGAUCGACAUCGCGGACUACAAGGAGGUCCUGAGCGGCAUCAGCAACGUGGAGGAAGUGGCCUUCAACGCCCUGUCCUUCAUCUGGAACACCAAUGAGGAAGCCAAGGUGUACAUCGGCAUUAACUCGCUGAGCACAGACUUCUCCGCACAGAAGGGGGUGAAGGGUCUCCCCCUGAACCUUCAGAUCGACACCUAUGACUACAGCACGGGAAGCAACAGGCUGAUCCACCGGGCGGCCUGCCAGGUCAAAGUGUUCUGCGACAAGGGUGCGGAGAGGAAGAUGAGGGACGAAGAGAGGAAACGGGUGAAAAGGAGGGUCAAGAGCAGCGACAGCAGCAACAACAAUUCCAGCAGUAAGCAGUCAGUGGUGUCCAGCUCUAUCGGAGGCGACUGCACGUACUUCAAAGCCCUGGAUGACCUGGUGACCCAACCUGUGCUGUUCAUCCCCGAGGUGCACUUCUCCAACAUGCAGCGCUUUGGCCUGCAGAACCCCCCUGUGACUCUGGAGGACGCUGAAAGGAACUCACUGAAAAGGAGAAUCUGCCCCCCUUACCCUGAGAACGGGGAGCAGUGCAGCCCCCCAGCCGCGAAGCACCCCCGGCAGGAGGAGCAGCAGAGAGUCCUUCUGUACGUGCGGACCGAGGCCGAGGAGGUGUUCGACGCCCUCAUGCUCAGCUCGCCCACUCUCAAAGGGCUCAAGAUGGCGAUUUCAGAAAAGUACAACCUGCAAGAGGAGACAAUCGGGAAGAUCUACAAGAAAUGCAAAAGAGGGAUUUUCGUCAACAUGGACGACAACAUCAUCGAACACUACAGCAACCAUUCCGCCUUCCUGAUGGAGGUCUCGGAGGCCAUGGGGCAGUUUCAGGUCACUCUCACCGAGUUGUAAUUGGGGUCCAGGCCACUGGGACCCCAGAGGAGUUCCGUGGGGGUCCGAGCCUACCUGCCGAAUUUCAAAACUUUUUAAAAAGCACUGUCACUCCGGCGUCAGAUGUCCAAUCGGACUGGACCCUAGGCCUGUCGAAGUGCCCGCGGAAUUCCAGAACCUGACCAGAGGACCAGCUCAGCACCAGAGCCGGGCUUUCAAACAGAUGCUAACCAUUGCCACUGUAUAUAUCUCAUCUAAUAGCCCCUUUUGAUAUUUUAUAAUUAUUCUUUUUUUUGGGGGGGUAACAAAUAUUUUAUAACGUGAAAGCAUUUAUGAUUAAUAUGCUGUAAAUAUUUUAUGUAAAUAGACUUAAUUAUCAUGAGCACAGGGAGCUGUUUUGCCAGCGGACAAGCAGAUGAACUGAUGUCUUGCUGGGAGCUAUUGCUAUUUCAAAUUAGCCAAAAGUGUACGUUAUCGCGUCAUUCCCUUUUCAAGCUGCCAUUCUCGCUGCUUAAAAUACUUUUCAUUUCUUUUUUUUUUUUUUUUGCAAAACAUAUUCAUAGAAAAACAAAGUGUUGGGAAUGGUGAGGUUGCUUACGACUUGUGUGAUGAACAUUUCUUUUACACUGUAGUAUCUCCCAUUAGAGGCUUGUAUAUGAUUUUUUUUUUUUUUUUUUACUGGCUUAACACUGCCGAUUUUGUUGCUAGCCUGUCAUUUUCAGAUCUAAAAUCAGCCAACAAGAGGCUUUUUAGACGCAAAGUCACACAUUUCCUUCUGGAAGCCUGCACCUCGGCAGCGUUCCUUCGCUCAAACUCGGUCGAGGGCCCGCGAGCAAACAUUUCGGGCUUUGUUUCGUAGCGCCGCUCGCGACGGCUCCGGCCACCGCCCGCGGCGUGGCCGCCCCUCCAGUUCAUGACAACCGCAAAGAAAGUGAACCACUGAGAUUACUUUUACCGGGGGCCCCGUUCAAGAUCCAUCGCUGAGUUUUAUUCGCUGAAGGUUUAGGCCUGCUCUUCAAAUGGGACUUCACAACAUUUCAACGCUUUUGUAUCUCUGUAUUGUAUUGUGUUGCCAAAGCU